AGUCCGAUAGCUAUAUGUAUCCGGCACGCAGCAUUUGGUCUGCUAAGGAUGGAGGAGGCCAGAACAUUAAUACUACUAUUCAUUCAAGAAAAGCCCGAGAAUUAUAUUUGUGAAAUCGAUUGGAAAAUAUUGGCCUCUAAAGAAAUGCGAACAAGCAUCUUCGAGAUAGAUGGUAUUGCGGAGGUACUCGGCCUCGAUCACCCCCUUUUUAGAGCUCUAAUGAGAAGGGAUAAAGCUAUGCUAGAACGCACUCUUCAGACAACAUUGCUAUCGCCAGAUUCCUUAGUUUGCAACGGAAUAUUUGCGGUCCACAUCGCAGUUUUUUGGCCACGGGGCUUAAAGAUUCUCCUUGAUAUUUGGCCAAAAACUAAUCUGAAUAUUAUAUGCAACGAACUCACACCCUUGGGAUUGGCAAUGUUUGCAAGCGGCGGUAUCUGCCAAGGAAAUCUUAUCCAAGUAUGCGAAAAUUGCCCCUGCGCCGAAUCGAUUGAAAUCCUAUUAGACUCUCGUUGUCACGUCACCGAAAGCAUCAAUAAAUUAAGAAGUUUAAUUCCGACACGAGUUCACAUCUCAUAUAGGGCUUUAUUCACAUUUUAAGCCAUAUAAAACAGUGGCGAGAGAAGUUGAUGCGACUAGCACAAGAUAACCUCGACGAAGCCGAACAAAGACAAGUUGGGCUUUGCUGCUCUCCAGUCCUAGAUUACGCAGCGCCCAAAGUCAUUCAAAGCCUUGAGGCUAAAGGUAUUUCCCCAUUCAGCGAUUUACAACUGAAUCCAGACGACUACCGCCUUUCUCAUUCGUCGUAUUCGAUAUAUCAUUGGAUAAACCAGGUUUAUGAAGCCGAGAUUGCCUUUGAGCUAGGAUUUCAGGAUACCGACGUUUUCUAUAGAGGAAUAACCCCAAUCAUGCGUAAGAACGUUCCUCUUGAAUACUGCGAAUGGCUUCUUGCACAUGGGGCGAGUAUCACUAAUAUGGUACCUUUGAUUGGCCAAAUCCAUCCCUCAGGCGAUCCCGUAACCCUCUUACAGACAUGCCCUAAAAUAGCAGUUGCUCAUUACCUCAUGUACAUCGCUGGCUCAGCUUGGUGUACGCCCCCUUACGAUGAGAUUCGUGGGACCGUAAUACGUCUUGUUAACAGAAUCGGUAGCUUCCAAGCAGAUCAUGUCUGCCAAUGUGGUUGCACUGAUAAGGAGCAAGGAUGUAGUGCUCUAUCCAUUUUCCUCCGGACAGUUUUAUCAGAUCUAGAUGGAAUGAUGGAAAUACUGCUUCAACCAAGUCUGAUAGAGGAGCUUAAAAAUAGUGCCGUGCAGGGGUCUUCUUUUGCGAACAUAACGAUACGACUACUUGCGUUUAAAAUCCUGGAAAUCAGGCACACAUGCUGCGACAAAAUACUUAGCUAUUGUCUAAAGACGCGGGGUUCCCCUCUUCGGAGCGUGCUGGAAUCCCAUAUCGAAGACUUCCCUUACAUUCGCGCCGAAGACGAACUUCUCUUGGAAGAGUUAGAAGAACUAGUGGCAGAGUUUCAGAGCCAAUUUUAUCGGGAAGAGCAGUCUCUUUCAAGCUUUAUCGAAAGCUACUUGGCAAAGCGCAUGGUAUAGAUCAGAAUGAAAAAGGAAACUGAACUAUUGACGAAGCAAGAAAGAGAUGCCGCUGCAGAAUUAGGUAUACGACUUAGCGAUGGAAAUGAGGAGGGAACUUAAAUAUCAAUACGUAAACCUGAAGAAUCGUCUGAAGAGUUGUAUUAUUCAUCCCGCAUCGUGAGAGUGAGUGACGCAGGGCGGACAUUGACAUAGGGGUACCC
Molecule: messenger RNA, 1801 nt
Organism: Daldinia loculata
Lineage: Eukaryota; Fungi; Ascomycota; Sordariomycetes; Xylariales; Hypoxylaceae
Exons: 2
Coding region: 627-1598 (323 amino acids)
Source: RefSeq, a predicted model, not a curated record